Messenger RNA from Penicillium antarcticum, 471 nucleotides. Its product is annotated as nuclear transport factor 2 family protein. The transcript is spliced from 2 exons. The record is from RefSeq and is a predicted model, not a curated record. The coding region runs from base 1 to 471 and encodes 156 amino acids. Lineage: Eukaryota; Fungi; Ascomycota; Eurotiomycetes; Eurotiales; Aspergillaceae.
AUGGCUUCAAUUACUCCACCCUUCACAUUCGAAACAGCCACGAGCAAAGUCAAAGCCGCGCAAAACUUGUGGAAUACUCAAAACCCAGAGGCAAUCGCCAAAGCCUAUACAGCGGAUAGCAUCUGGCGUAACCGAACCUCUUUUCUCCGCGGCACCGAUGAUAUUGUGAAAUUCCUUACAGCCAAAUGGAAGAAAGAGAAAUCAUAUUGUCUGCGAAAGGAGCUAUUUUCGUUUACCGACAAUCGUAUCGCAGUGCAAUUCUGGUAUGAGUACCAGGAUAAAGAGAAUGGAGAUAAGUGGACACGAUGCUACGGGCUAGAAGAUUGGACUUUUGAUAAAGAUGGUAAAAUGGAGAAGAGAAUGAUGUCUGGAAAUGAUCUCAUCCUUGGGCCGGAUGGAGAUGGGACUGGACGUUGGUUUGUCGAUGGUGUUGAUGUUAAUGAUGUUGAGAUUGGGCCUGAACAUUGGUGA